Micromonas commoda is the source of this 768-nucleotide messenger RNA. RefSeq names its product fasciclin family protein. The record is from RefSeq and is a predicted model, not a curated record. The transcript has 3 exons. Lineage: Eukaryota; Viridiplantae; Chlorophyta; Mamiellophyceae; Mamiellales; Mamiellaceae. Bases 1 to 768 code for a protein of 255 amino acids.
AUGCCGCACACGAAGCGCCCCCUUCUCCUCGCCGCCCUCGCGCUCGUCGCGUUCGCCGCGCUGUUCAACCCCGCAGCCGCCGGGGACACCGCCGCGGUCGGGACGAUGGACCCUCCCAAGGAGGACGCGCUGCUGAUGCCCACGGACGCGGAGGCGGACCCCGCCGCGACCGACGCGGCGGCGAAGGAAAUGGACAUGGCGCCCGAUAUGGAUAUGGAACCCGCGGCCGAGGAAGAUGCCGAGCUCAAACCCCUCGGCGAGACGCUGCAGGCUGACCCGGAGUUCUCCACGCUCGUGGCGCUGGUGACCGCUGCCGCUGACGAGAGCGGCGCCACCGCCGAGGAUCUCGCAGCCGAAGGGCCUUUCACCUUGUUCGCUCCCGUGAACGAGGCGUUCACCAAGUUCCUCGAGACAUCCGGGCUCAGCGUCGAAGACGUCCUCGCGAGCCCCGACCUCAAGGAGAUCCUCUCGCACCACGUGGUUGAAGGCAAGUACACCGCCGCCGACGUCCUCGCCAUGGAACUCCCCGCCGAGGUCCCGACCCUCGACGGCCACACCAUCAAGAUCGACAAGACCACCGACGGCGACGUUCUCAUCGCCGGUAACAAGGUCGUCGCGCCCGACAUCGAAGCGUCCAACGGGGUCAUCCACGGCAUCGACGGCGUCAUCACCGAGACGACGCCGGAGCCGGAGGACACGACGACGAACGAGGAGGUGACCAGCACGGCGCUGCUCGGCACGCUGUACGCGGCGGUGCUCGUCAUGUGA